Zasmidium cellare ATCC 36951 is the source of this 2178-nucleotide messenger RNA. Its product is annotated as glycoside hydrolase family 2 protein. The transcript is spliced from 3 exons. Gene Ontology annotation, molecular function: hydrolase activity, hydrolyzing O-glycosyl compounds. Bases 1 to 2178 code for a protein of 725 amino acids. NCBI's taxonomy places the organism in Eukaryota, Fungi, Ascomycota, Dothideomycetes, Mycosphaerellales, Mycosphaerellaceae. The record is from RefSeq and is a predicted model, not a curated record. Gene Ontology annotation, biological process: carbohydrate metabolic process.
AUGCAUUUCCAUUCAUACGCCGCCAUCCUUUCGGGGGCAUUGGGUGCCAGUGCCCUCAAGUUCCCUCGCCAGGCCGCCAAUGCCUCCACACGGUACUCGGUGCAGACUCCUCCUCUCGACACGCCGUGGACGUACGAAGUAGGAACAGACCCAUGGCCGCAAUACCCAAGACCAAAGCUCGCUCGAUCCCAAUGGCAGAGCUUGAACGGCAUCUGGACAUACUCCAAUGCUAGCAACUUGGAUGCUGUGAACAGCCCUCCAUUCAACCAGACACUGCCAAGAGAAGUCCUGGUUCCAUUCUGUCUCGAGAGUGGCUUGUCCGGCAUUCAAGGCCAAGAUGUGCUCUACUCGUGGUACCAGACCACGUUCGAAGUCCCUCGCAACUGGACUGGUGAGCGAGUGCUGCUGAACUUUGGUGCGGUGGAUUAUGAGACGACGGUCUUUGUGAAUGGACAAAACGCCACUUUCAAUCGUGGAGGCUACUUUGCGUUUUCGGUGGAUGUUACUCCAUACCUCAACCGAGGUGGUCAGAACGAGCUGCUGGUCUUCGUUCAUGACCCAACAGACAGUGAUCCAUAUGUCAUCCCAAUUGGAAAGCAGACUCUGAACCCAUCCCACAUCUUCUACCGACCUUGCAGUGGUAUCUGGCAGAGCGUAUGGAUCGAAUCCGCCCCAACAAACCACAUCACCGCGAUCAACGUCAAUGGAGAUGCUGGCGGCAAUGUCAACAUGACCGUGACGAGUUCUGGCAACGCUAGCUCCACUGUAGAAAUCACAGUCAAGGAGAGAGCCAAGGACGAUGGAGGCCAUGGUGGUUCUCCAGGCCAGGGAGGACCACCAGGCUACGGAGGCUACAGCGAUAAUGGGUUCCAGUGGGGCCAUGGAGGUCACGGCGGCCACGGUGGCAAUGGCGGGAAUGGAGGCAAUGUCGUAGCCAGGCACAGUGGCACGACGGGCUCUCCCAUCACAUUCAAGGUGAAUGGGGCCAAGACCUGGUCACCCAGCGAUCCAAACCUCUACGACAUUGAGAUCAAGUUGGGCUCGGACGAUGUCACCAGCUACACUGGUUUCAGAACCGUUGGACGAGAGGAAGUUAAUGGCGUUCAAAGGAUCACAUUGAAUGGUGAUGCCAUCUUCACAAUGGGUACCCUUGAUCAAGGAUACUGGCCAGACGGACUCUACACACCACCCACCUACGAAGCCAUGACCUAUGACAUCCGCACCCUGAAGAAGAUCGGCUACAACAUGCUCCGCAAGCACAUCAAAGUCGAACCCCCGCUCUUCUACGCCGCCGCCGACGAAAUCGGCAUCCUCGUCAUGCAAGACAUGCCCGCGCUCCGCCCCUCCCAAUCGCGCACCCUCGCCAACUGCACCACGGAAACCAUCCUCCCCGACGACGCCCAACAAGCCGAGUUCCAGCGCCAGCUCGAAGUCCUCAUCACCCAAUUCCGCUCCUACACCUCCAUCUUCAGCUGGGUCAUCUACAACGAAGGCUGGGGCCAAAUCACCUCCUACUACCCAGAGUUCGCACUCACCGACCUCGUCCGCGAGCUCGACCCCACGCGCAUCAUCGACUCCGUCACAGGCUGGUACGACCACGGGGCCGGCGACUUCAGCGACAACCACCACUACGCGAACCCGCAGUGCGGCACGCCGUGGUACAGCAUCAACUCGUCGCCCUUCGACCCGAGCCGCAUCGGCUUCCAGGGCGAGUUCGGCGGCACCGGGCACAACGUCUCCGCAGACCACCUCUGGAAAGUCCAGGAGGCCAUCAACACGAUCAAUCAGACGUACGAAAUCGACCAGACGCUCGACACGUGGAACUACCGCGGCCACUUCCUGCUGAACGAGCUGCUCUCGCAGGUGGAGCUGUACUCGUGCGCGGGCGCCGUGUGGACGCAGACGACCGACGUCGAGGGCGAGGUCAACGGCAUGUUGACGUACGAUCGCCGGAUCCUGCGCCCCGUGCUCGAGCAGUGGAAUGCGGAUAUCCAGGCGCUCUAUGACGCCAGUGCGAAGAGAACGAAUGGGUCCAUGCCGAUUGCUUCGAGCACGAUUGCGUAUACCACUGCGACGGAGCCCUGGCCGCAGACGUUCUGGAGUGGGUAUCACUGGACGCCGGCGGGGCCUGCGAGGACGACGGGUGGUGGGGGUGUUCCUGGGGGUUGGGGAUCUUGA